AUGGCCUCGAUGAAGCCAACGGUACGGCCGUUGGGCUACUGUGCCAAUGCAAUUAAGGAGUUUAGAUGCCAUGUGCCCCGUCGUCAAUUUCUCCAUACCAUCCAUUCUCCAAGAAAGGAGAAGAUCCCUUUCCCUACAGAAAUCCCGGAUCAAUUCAUAUCACAGAUUCCCAAGUUCUGUCGACCUGGAAGAGCCAACAAGGAGUUAAAGGUCUAUCCGCCUCCAGCUUUCCCAUACGAUACCUGUAAAGACCCCAUUGGCGCUAUUACAUCCGAACAAUUAGCCGUACUUGACCCAACCGGCGAGAGAAAAGCGCUUUUCGACCCUAAGAACCGACAGGGUGCUAAAGUAGGCGACAUUCUUCGUGUUACUUUCAAGAACGGCGACCCAUUCGCCGGCGUGUGUUUGAACAUUCGGCAAAGAGGAGUCGACACCGCAUUUUUACUACGGAACAAAUUGACUAGGAUUAGCUGUGAGAUGUGGGUGAAGGCAUACAGUCCCAAUGUGGCUGGUGUGGAGGUUGUCCAGCGCACUGAGAAGAGGAAGAGACGCGCAAAAUUGACAUACAUGAGGCAACCUGCUCAUGAUAUGGGAAGCGUGGAAAAUAUUGUCCGCAACUAUCUCCGAACGAAACGUAUAUUAGCCGGAGGAGGGGAUCAGAGGUCUCGCAAGCGAUAG
Molecule: messenger RNA, 678 nt
Organism: Microsporum canis CBS 113480
Lineage: Eukaryota; Fungi; Ascomycota; Eurotiomycetes; Onygenales; Arthrodermataceae
Product: mitochondrial 54S ribosomal protein IMG1
Exons: 3
Coding region: 1-678 (225 amino acids)
Biological process (GO): translation
Cellular component (GO): ribosome; mitochondrial large ribosomal subunit
Molecular function (GO): structural constituent of ribosome
Source: RefSeq, a predicted model, not a curated record